This is a messenger RNA of Diceros bicornis minor, 2507 nucleotides long. It is a transcript of the gene NR2E1, whose product is annotated as nuclear receptor subfamily 2 group E member 1. Gene Ontology annotation, molecular function: nuclear receptor activity; RNA polymerase II cis-regulatory region sequence-specific DNA binding; zinc ion binding. The annotation marks the transcript as partial. NCBI's taxonomy places the organism in Eukaryota, Metazoa, Chordata, Mammalia, Perissodactyla, Rhinocerotidae. Gene Ontology annotation, biological process: cell differentiation; negative regulation of transcription by RNA polymerase II; anatomical structure development. The record is from RefSeq and is a predicted model, not a curated record. The transcript has 9 exons.
CCCUUGGAGUUCCCACCGUUCUGGAAGUCUGAGGCGUUACUUCCCACCGCAGAAAGACGGACGGCCUCCGCCGUGGGAAUUACGAGCCGCAUUUUAGAUAUCCCCUGCAAAGUGUGUGGCGACCGCAGCUCGGGGAAACACUACGGAGUCUACGCCUGCGAUGGCUGCUCGGGCUUUUUCAAACGGAGUAUCCGAAGGAAUAGGACGUAUGUCUGCAAAUCUGGAAACCAGGGAGGCUGCCCGGUGGACAAGACGCACAGAAACCAGUGCAGGGCGUGUAGGCUGAAGAAGUGUUUGGAAGUCAACAUGAACAAAGAUGCCGUGCAGCACGAGCGGGGGCCUCGGACGUCCACCAUCCGCAAGCAGGUGGCCCUCUACUUCCGUGGACACAAGGAGGAGAACGGGGCGGCCGCGCACUUCCCCUCCGCCGCGCUGCCGCCGCCCGCCUUCUUCACCGCCGUCACGCAGCUCGAGCCGCACGGCCUGGAGCUGGCCGCCGUGUCCGCCACCCCCGAGCGGCAGACCCUUGUGAGCCUGGCUCAGCCCACGCCCAAGUACCCCCAUGAAGUGAAUGGGACUCCGAUGUAUCUCUAUGAAGUGGCCACAGAGUCAGUGUGUGAAUCAGCUGCCAGGCUUCUGUUUAUGAGCAUCAAGUGGGCUAAGAGUGUGCCAGCUUUCUCCACGCUGUCUUUGCAAGACCAGCUGAUGCUUUUGGAAGAUGCUUGGAGAGAACUGUUUGUUCUAGGAAUAGCACAAUGGGCCAUUCCGGUUGAUGCUAACACUCUACUGGCUGUAUCUGGCAUGAAUGGUGACAACACAGAUUCCCAGAAGCUGAACAAGAUUAUAUCUGAAAUACAGGCUUUACAAGAGGUGGUGGCCCGGUUUAGACAACUCCGGUUAGACGCUACUGAGUUUGCCUGUCUGAAAUGCAUCGUCACUUUCAAAGCUGUUCCUACACACAGUGGUUCUGAACUGAGAAGUUUCCGGAAUGCUGCCGCCAUCGCAGCUCUUCAAGAUGAGGCUCAGCUAACUCUCAACAGCUACAUCCAUACCAGAUAUCCCACUCAACCGUGUCGCUUUGGAAAACUCCUGUUGCUUUUGCCAGCUUUACGUUCUAUUAGUCCAUCAACCAUAGAAGAAGUGUUUUUCAAAAAAACCAUCGGCAACGUGCCAAUUACAAGACUGCUUUCAGAUAUGUACAAAUCCAGUGAUAUCUAAGCUCUCAAUGUCCCCACUUUUCAAGAUGGGACAGUCUCUGAUGAACUUCUACCCAUGGAGAAUAAGCCUCAACUAACAAACCCUUCGGGAAGCAUAAACCUGGGAAUGUGUAGCCUUCAGGAAAAAAUGUCAAUUGACACAGAACUGUUCCAGUAGCUUUGACCUGCUGCCUCACCCAGGGUAGGGCAGCCCGGAAGGAAAGGGGGCAUCACAGGACCCCUGAGCAGAGCACUCGCUGCUGCCACGCCCUGGGAGGGGGGCUGAAUCGGGGGUUGCCACAGGCCUGCCAUUCUGCCUCUUCCUGGAAGACCGGGCUGAACUAUCAAAAGCUGAAACAUAAGUAGAACUUUCUUUUCCUUUUUAGCAUACAAAGUUGGGUAACCAAAUAUAGCUCUCUGUGUAUAACACCAUACAGCAGCCUUCAGAACUAUCUUACGUUGGAGAAUUUAUUUUAAAAAUAAUGGUUAGGUCUUAAAUCAAAAGUUUUAUCAAAAGUUCCCCUUCUAUUGUAAUACAUCAUGAAGUGGCCUUCAAAACUGAGUUAAUAAGUGAAAGGUAGCUGAUGCCAUGAGAUUUGCUUUUUCUCUCUCUUUUUUCUUUCCUUCCUCUUUUGUUCUUCUUCUUUUUAAUACCAUAGGCCAGGCAACCUUGUCAAAGGAAUUGGUGGACGAAAACGAGAUUCUUACCAGGACUUCAGGUUGGCUAUCAUCUCAAAAAUAGAAGAGCUUUACUAAAAGAACACAAGUCAAGGGAGGAUGAAUAAAAACAGCAAAACCAAAUAAAGUGGAGAUGAAUGAUGGAGUGAGGCGGAUUGCUGUCCCGUUAACAUAGUGCUGAAACCAAAGGCAAUGGGGGUCCACACUCGUGUUUCAGUGAGUCACACCAGACAGUAAGUGAACACAGACGUAAUGCCAGAAGGAACUUCAAGGAGAUGGACGCUAAAGGUUUCUUGAUUGAUCCAUUGCUAACAGCCUGAGACUCUUCAAUGCCUUUCAGAAAACCGGUUUCUAGUAAAGCCUUGAAUGCGUGCACGAGCACGCACGCACACACACCCAUACACACACAUCGUCCUAUACUAUAAGCUGCUCCUUUGGUAUGAAUCUAUACUUAUGAAACUGUAGAAACAAACAUUUUAAAAUAGCUGCUGUACUUUUCACAUUUUGAUUUAUUAGGUACUAGCCCUGAGGAAAAAUAUCCAGCACUUGGACUAUCAUAGGAUGAGUCAAACUUUUCUUGUACAAAGUGAAUUAACUGAUUUGUGAAGUUAAAAGGUUGUACUCAUUGUAUUU